This is a messenger RNA of Haliotis rubra (blacklip abalone), 867 nucleotides long. RefSeq lists its product as uncharacterized. The record is from RefSeq and is a predicted model, not a curated record. NCBI's taxonomy places the organism in Eukaryota, Metazoa, Mollusca, Gastropoda, Lepetellida, Haliotidae. The transcript has 2 exons. Bases 84 to 545 code for a protein of 153 amino acids.
CUCCCCUUGUCAUUUGUUACUUGAUCGCUACCUGGCAACGCUCAGUGACAAGUGACAAUAACCAGUCUGUGGAUUUGAGGUUGAUGAAUAUGUCUCAGGUGAACUACCAGUUGUCCGCUCGGGAUCCCGCCGUGACGGCGUCACUUGACCGGAUGUAUCCAGUAUCAACACUCCACCGCAUCGCACUUGUUGCCUGUGAACGCAUCAUGCUCCUCAUGAACAACACCCAGAUGUUGCGACAUCACCGACUGAGCACCAUGGAUGAUGUCCUCAUGUAUCUGAACGGCAUGCACGACGAUGUGGGGCUGAGCGGCAACCGCGGCGACUUCUAUCGCCGGAAACUGGCAGAGGAACUCUACACUACAUUCAGCGUACAUGGCGUCGACUACACCAACAUCGACGCUGUUGUUGCCGGCGCCAUUGACCUUGAAAGACAGACACGCCUAAUUCUGGCCGAGAGCGGACGGAGGCUGGAUUGUGCGCCACCUGUGCAUUACGAUGAACAAGUUCUUGACAUUUUGGCCAGGAUAGCUGACAUGCAUUAGAAUAUUUUUGAAAUGUCAUGCUGACGGACAAACGUCCAACGCCCUCGUAUCUUUCCGGGCGAAAUCGGAACCGGACAAUUCACGCAAAUGACUAUAAAUAACAUUUAUAUCCCAACGGUGUACCCCUCAUAUCCUAUGAUAUUCAACCAAAAUAUAUUCUCUCACUACGCAAUAUACAAUAUACAAAUCUGAAGGAGCGGUGACUUCAAUGAUAUUCAAGCCAUCGGGUAGAAUUCUGUGUCCAUGUGUACAGAGUGUCUGAUUUAGUUUUGUAAAAAAUACAAUUUAUACCUAGAUUUAAAAAUAAAUUUUUACAUGUGAA